Gasterosteus aculeatus aculeatus (three-spined stickleback) is the source of this 821-nucleotide messenger RNA. The record is from RefSeq and is a predicted model, not a curated record. Lineage: Eukaryota; Metazoa; Chordata; Actinopteri; Perciformes; Gasterosteidae.
ACCAAAAACUCGUGUUUUUGCGGUAAACUUACCGUUAACCACGUCGGUUUUAGCUGCUGUUAGCUUAACGUUACUGUAACGUAUAACUUCCGGGAAAUGACGUUGAUAACAUGUUCGGCUUUUUACUACCGUUACCUUGCAGUCUUACAUCUCAUUCACCUAAACGCUCUUAAAUUGAUGUCUGGUUCAUUUUAAAACCUAGUUUUCAAUUCGGAUUUUAUCUUAUUGCUCACGAUGAGGAAAUGAAUCUAUGGAGAUGUUAUCUUUUUUUUUAAUGUAGCUCCCAUGGUCUUUACUUCGUAUUCCUCUCAAACGUAUUGAAACAGCAACUUUAGAUCCCCGAGAAGAACCACUAUUCCAUCCUUAAGUUAAUAUUCUGGUUGCGAGCUGCCACUUUAUUUCAGAUUAUGUCUCAUGGAUGUCCUCUCGGAUGAAGCUCCUAUCUGCUAAUUGGACAAUGUUGCAAUGUUUUAUAUUGCACCCAUGCCUCUUCCAGACACAAUGUUCUGUGCCCAGCAAAUCGACAUCGCCCAAGAGCUGCCAGACAUCCUGAAAAACUUCACCAAGGCAGCCGUCCGUACGCAGCCCGAGGACCUGCUGCUGUGGUCUGCGGCAUACUUUACUGCGCUGUCUAAAGGAGAGCGUCUGCCUGUGAAGGAUCGGCUGGAGCUGAAUGUCACACAUAAGACGGACAGCGCGAUGACUCCUGGUCUGCUAAAGACUCUCCAUAAACAGAAAGGGGAGGGGCUAAUUCAAAAAGCUGCCUGGUCACGUGACCAGACCAACGUCUAACGUGCGUCCAAGGGGCUCUUCACCUGGCG